Messenger RNA from Vigna radiata var. radiata (mung bean), 1006 nucleotides. RefSeq names its product oligoribonuclease. The transcript has 8 exons. Bases 71 to 796 code for a protein of 241 amino acids. Gene Ontology annotation, cellular component: mitochondrion. Gene Ontology annotation, molecular function: 3'-5'-RNA exonuclease activity; nucleic acid binding. The record is from RefSeq and is a predicted model, not a curated record. NCBI's taxonomy places the organism in Eukaryota, Viridiplantae, Streptophyta, Magnoliopsida, Fabales, Fabaceae.
UCAUUUAUUUUUAACAGCGCCAAAGUUGAAGAGUUUGAAGUACAGAAAGAAAGAAGAAAAGAAAAAAAAAAUGGAGAAACUCGCAAAUUCGUUUUCAGUGUUAGAACUCGACGCCGGCGAUAGUCACGUUCCCACCACCGCAGAUAACAGUGGCAAGGGAGUUAAUCAUGACAUUGGCGUUAUACCAGUAAAGAACAAGAAACAAGAUCAAGAAAAUGCAGUGUUUCCUUCAUUUGAAUACAAGUUACCUCUGGUGUGGAUUGACUUGGAAAUGACUGGUUUAAAUAUUGAAGUGGACAGAAUACUGGAGAUUGCUUGUAUAAUUACAGAUGGAUUUUUAACCAAAACAGUGGAGGGUCCCGAUUUGGUCAUUCAUCAAACUAAGGAGUGCCUUGACAGGAUGGGAGAAUGGUGUCAGAAUCAUCAUGAAUCUAGUGGAUUAACAAAAAAGGUGCAGCAGAGUACCAUUAGUGAAGGAGAAGCUGAAAAGCAGGUUAUUGAAUUUGUAAGGAGAUAUAUUAAAGUUGAUUCGUACACACCUCUCUUGGCAGGAAAUUCAAUAUAUGUUGAUUUUCAAUUUCUGAAGAAAUACAUGCCAAAAUUGGCGAGUCUAUUCUCUCAUGUACUUGUUGAUGUUAGUAGUGUUAAAGCUCUCUGCAUUCGCUGGUAUCCCAAAGAUCAGAAGAGAGCACCAUCAAAAGAAAACAGACACAGAGCCAUGGAUGACAUUAGAGAAAGCAUUGAGGAACUUAGAUACUACAAGGAAAAUAUUUUUAAGCCUAAGUCCAGAAAGUGAUCGGGGUUGCAGAGAACCAACGUGUGAAUGGUUAUGGGCUAGUUUCCAGUUCAAGUGUAAAUGGCUCGUGAUUUUCGAUAGAUUGUAUUGCAAAAUCACAUUUAAAUCUUCAUCGGAAACCCUGAUUUUUCAACAACUCUUUCAAAAUGGAACUGUGAUUGCCUAUUACCAUGUCCAAAGAAAUGUAAAAUAAGUUUUACGUUUUUACAC